Molecule: messenger RNA, 1548 nt
Organism: Argentina anserina (silverweed cinquefoil)
Lineage: Eukaryota; Viridiplantae; Streptophyta; Magnoliopsida; Rosales; Rosaceae
Product: cytochrome c oxidase assembly protein COX15-like
Exons: 8
Coding region: 93-1442 (449 amino acids)
Biological process (GO): heme A biosynthetic process
Cellular component (GO): mitochondrial inner membrane
Molecular function (GO): oxidoreductase activity, acting on NAD(P)H, heme protein as acceptor
Source: RefSeq, a predicted model, not a curated record
CAGAAUAGUCACUACCAGACCGCUGAUAAACCCCAAACCCCAACAACCAUUGAAACCAUCACAACAAAGCUCAGAUCUUCAGAGAAAAAGAGAUGUUUCGGAACCGUAUUGUAGCGUUGUUUGUGAAGAGUAAUCAAAAGGCACUGUACAGUCUGAGAGGAACAACUUCAUCUCGGGUAUUGAAGGAGGAGCCCUAUAGAAAAUUCUCAACAGGGAUCACAAGGCAAUGCCUGGAGAAAUUCCGCUGUUUGCCUAAGGGUAACUAUGUACCAUAUGUAAGGAAUAUGUCUACUGUGGCUUCCAUAGGUGGUGAAAGUAAGGAAGGAUUGAAGCUUCUAGUAAAUGGAGGACCUCGCGCUCAGAAAAUUGUUGGCACUUGGCUGUUUACCUCUGCUGCUUGGGUAUUCAGUAUGGUAAUGCUUGGUGGUAUAACACGAUUAACACGAUCAGGUCUAUCAAUGACUGAUUGGAAGUUUACUGGCGGCCUCCCUCCUCUAUCAGAUGAAGAUUGGUUGGCUGAGUUUGAGAAGUACAAGCAGUCCCCUGAGUAUAAACGUGUAAACAAAGGGAUGAGUAUUGAAAAUUUCAAAUUUAUAUACUGGAUGGAAUAUGCGCAUCGUAUGUGGGGAAGGGCAUUGGGUAUCCUGUUCGCAUUGCCAUUCUCAUAUUUCCUUAGUAAAGGGUAUAUCACCUUACCACUUGGAUUAAGACUCUCAGCUCUCUUUGGUCUUGGUGCUGGACAGGGUCUAAUAGGAUGGUGGAUGGUUAAAAGUGGUUUAGAGGAACCAGCCUCUGAAUACGCUCAGCCAAGAGUAAGCCCUUACCGUCUUGCAGCUCAUCUCACUUCAGCCUUUGCUAUAUACUGUGGACUACUAUGGACUGGUCUUUCUGUUAUGAUGCCCGAACCACCUUCUAAAUCAGUAGCCUGGGUUCAUGGGGCAGCAAAAGUAAAGAGACUGGCUCUUCCUGUCAGCUUGCUUGUGGGAGUUACUGCUGUCUCAGGCGCAUUUGUUGCCGGGAAUGACGCGGGGCAUGCUUAUAACACUUUUCCAAAGAUGGGAGACACAUGGAUCCCUGAUGAUGUUUUUGACAUGAAACCACUAAUCCGGAACUUCUUUGAGAAUACGUCCACUGUGCAGCUCGACCAUCGAAUCCUUGCAACCGCAACUUUAGUCUCGAUUGGCGCUCUGUGGUUGACAACAAGGAAGUUCGACACACACCCUAUAGUUCGAUCUCUAAUCAGAACCACUCUCAGCAUGGCUGCCCUUCAGGUCACCCUUGGAGUAUCGACACUUCUAUCCUAUGUGCCUGUUGAGCUUGGAACCGCACAUCAAGCUGGAGCUUUAACUCUGUUGACCUUAUUGAUCCUCCUGAAUCACACAGUCCGCAAGCCAUCACCAUCAUUUCUCAAAUCUCUGCCUCAAGUUUACAAGAAAAUCUAGCAUGUCCCUUUCUUUGGUACAUUUCUGUAAGAUAUUUAUAUAUAGAAAAAAGACGUGUCAAAAAAAGGAAAAAAAAGAAAAAGAGAGAGGAUGUUAUCUGUUUCUC